CCCAUUUUUAGUGAUAAUCAUCUGCAGCGAAAUCUAGAUUCAGGAAGACAAACACUAAAAAAGAUCUAAUUUUUAGGCUUUGUAUAUCUUAUUAUUUCAUCAAAGUUUCCAUUUUUCAUGUUCAAACCUUAAUUAAUUAAUUUCUCAAAUGGUUUCAGAUCAAACAAAACCAGAAGCCAAAACAUAACCUUUAUGAAUUACUCCACUCUUCUCCGCAGGAUUUGUUUUCUCCAAUCAUUCUCUGUGUUAUUCCUUUAUUGGUUCUACGUCUUCUCUUGAACUAAAUCACUCCUUUUAAUUCAAAUUCCAAUUCCAAUUCCAAAUUCACAAUCCACCAAAAUUCAGUACAUUUCCAGUAACAACACAAUGCAAGCAAGUCAAUCUUCGAGUUCCGAAGAAAUCCGGGGCUCUGUGAUGGAUCAAAGAAAAAGAAAAAGGAUGCUAUCAAACAGAGAGUCUGCAAGAAGAUCAAGAAUGAGGAAACAACAGCAUUUGGAUGAACUUAUAAACCAAGUUGAACAUUUGAAGAAUGAGAAUUCUCAGAUAGAAACUCAAGCUGAUUUGCUUAACCAGCAAUUCUUGAUUGUAGAUUCUGAGAACUGUGCUUUGAGAAGUGAGGUUAUGGAUUUAACUGAAAGGCUAAGAUCAAUGAAUUCAGUUCUUGAGUUUGUGGGGGAGUUCAGUGGGAUGAUGAUGGAUAUACAGGAAAUUCCUGACCCUCUUUUGAAACCAUGGCAACUCCCUUGUCCUACACAGCCUGUCAUGUUUCAAUACUGAAUUUGAACUUCUUUUUUUUAUUCUGAAAAGAGUGUUCUUGUGAUGUUAUUAUCUGUUGUUGUUUUGCUGUUUCUAGUUCUUGUAUUUCUGUUAUUGUUGAUUUGAAUCAACAAUAUGUUGUGUUCUUAUUAAUUACAUGUUUUGGAUU
Messenger RNA from Dioscorea cayenensis subsp. rotundata (Guinea yam), 925 nucleotides. RefSeq names its product bZIP transcription factor 53-like. The record is from RefSeq and is a predicted model, not a curated record. The transcript has a single exon. Gene Ontology annotation, biological process: positive regulation of DNA-templated transcription. Gene Ontology annotation, cellular component: nucleus. Gene Ontology annotation, molecular function: DNA-binding transcription factor activity; transcription cis-regulatory region binding. NCBI's taxonomy places the organism in Eukaryota, Viridiplantae, Streptophyta, Magnoliopsida, Dioscoreales, Dioscoreaceae. The coding region runs from base 367 to 777 and encodes 136 amino acids.